AUGGGCGCGACACGGACGUCGCGGGCAGGCCAGUCGCCCACUCUCCUGCAGCGCAAGCUCGUGCGUCUCUUGCAGCACCACGAGGCCGCGCACGCCGUCUGGGAUGCGCUCGUCGUUCCGAAUUUGGCGACCUCGGACGAGAACCGCGAGAUUGACUUGACGUGGACGAUCAACGACGACACGGCAUGUGGCGGCAUUGUCGAGUUUGAGUCGGCGGCCAAGAUGAUUUUGAACCAAGGCGCCGAGCCGACGGUCGAGGUGCUCGAGACCAAGCCGGCGCCGAGUAUGGCCGGUGUCUCGCUGCAAGUGCGCAGUGACAUCAAGCUGGGCGCGUUUCACGUUGUGCUCCUCGAUGACAAGCUGCCGUCGACGGCGUGCCGCGCGGACCUUGUCGUCGACCACUUGACGUGUUCGGUCGCGCUCUCGGCUGCGAUUGGCCCGAAUGUCUAUGACGUCAACGCGCAAGCCUCGGAGUGGGCCAUGACGCUCGGUCUCCAGGUCGCGGCGUCGUGCUACAGCGACCUUUCGGGGCAAAUGGAGCACAGUAUCGAGCCGUGGGUGUGUCUGGUCGGUGUCAACAGCGCGGCAGGCGUCGAGGGCGUCCGAGUCUGGCUCGAGGCCGAGAAGCGCUUCCAGAUCAACGUGUCGUCGUCGCUCCUCGAGGUGCUGGCGAUCUUGCCGGAGAUCAUGUCGGGCGAGCACGUCAUCGAGCCGGACGCGCCCAAGGUCGUGUACCGGCCGGACGAGCCGCCGUUCCACGUGACCAACUUGACGGGCGUGCCGCUCAUCUUUGGCACGGGCGACGAUCAAGUUGUCUUGGAGCCGCGCUCGGUGCAGGCUCUGAGUGGCGUCAAUGCCGCCAACUGCCGCGUCGAAAUCCCGUCCUGGGGCGCGCUCACGGACGUGGCGCUGCCUGUGUUUGGUCCCAAGGAGCUCGUCGUCAAGGACAGCGCGGGCGGUCAUUUUAUCACGCUCAACGCGAUCUGCCGCCUCGAAGACCCGAAAGACGCCAGCGUCGUCUUCAAGUCGAACAUUGUCAUCUCAAACAAGAGCUCGCUCGACAUGGAGAUGCAGAGUCUCGUGCACCUCGCGGGCUUCACGUCGCUCAACGACAAGGUGACGACUCUCGAGAGCGCCAAGUCGCUUUCGCUGCCCAUCUCGGUCUUCAUGGGCGACACGGAAGUGUAUUUGCGCAGCGCCAAGAGCAAGAGCUGGCACGUCAACGUCAAGCUCACGAACGACAUGCUUCUCGACGCCCAAAAGCCCGAGCUCAAUAAGACCGAGUCGAGCAUGAACUCGUUUGUGCGAAAAGGCACGAUCGUGCCGCUGCACCAAAAGCACAAGGCGUCCAAGCUCGUCAAGCAGCUCACGCCCAGCAUCCUCCUCUACCGCCACGUGCUCACGGACAACACGGUGCAGUGGGAGCUCUGCGUGCUACCGUCGUUUGUGAUUCACAACGCGCUGCCGUACACGAUCGAGUAUCGGUUUUUGGAGUACCGGGCGACGCCCGGCGCCGGGCGUAUGGACAUGAACGGGAUUCAAAAGCUCCUCGAAGCGAGCUCGACCCACGGCGAGGUGGCGUCUGGCGCGACGGGCGAAGUCGAAGGGCUCUCAUCGCAGACACCAGGGUACAUGUCGUUCCGGCUCCGCAACGGCGCGGCGACGUCGGCGUGGUCCAAGCCGCUGCUCAUGGCGAUCCACGCCACCGUCGACCUCUUCACGACGGCGCCUGAAAAGUACGAGCUCGAGCCGAAUCUGAGCGUGAGCUUUGAGCGCGCGACGAUGCCGGGGCAGCCGCGCGUGGUCAAGUUUUCCGUGCCGUUUUGGAUCGUCAACAAGACGGGGCUGGACCUCUCGUACAAGCUGCCGGACGCGGACGCGGCGUCGGGCGCGAUGGACGAAGUGACCGUCCAUCCGGAUUUUGCCUCGCCGAUCAUGGUGCACGCGCCCAAGGCCCGCAUGAGCUUCCGGGCCAACGCACCGUCGACGUUGACGCCGGCGUCAUGGACACCGCUAGUGACGGACGACGUGGCGCCGCCGAUGUUUUGCCAGCUGAGUGCGGCGGCGGCGUGGUCGGAGCCCAUGAACGCGUCGGCCGUGCAGACGAGCGGUGAAGUGUACAGCGGCGGGCACGUGCUGGGUGUCGACAUUACGGGGCUCGAAGGGCUUUUCGCCGACUCGAUUGCGAUCGCGCUGAGCCCGCGCUACGUGGUGCAGAACCACACGCCGUACGACAUUCAAGUGCGCGCGUUUGCGACGCCGGCGACCGACCAUCUGAACGCGCUCGCAGCGGUCUCGAGCUGCCCGACGUACGACCUCGCGUCGCAUUCGAACGGCGUCUUGUAUGCGUUUGAGCCGCUCUCGAAGGACCCGCUUGUCAAGUGCCAAAAGUACUUUAGCAUGGCGCUCGCCGGCUCGACGGUCUGGUCGUCGAUCCUCGCGGUGAACGCGGUCGGCGACGUAUACUUUCCCCUCGAGUGCACGAUCCGCAAGCGCGGGUUUAUCGUGAAAGCGAGCAUCCAGCUGCUCGGCACCCACCUCUUUGUCAACUACACGAUGCACCCGGUGACCUUGCGCCAAAGCAGCAACCUCGCCAAGCAGACGACCGAGCUCGCGCGCGCCGAGCGCCUCGCGUUUGCGUGGGACCAGGCGUACGUGGCCGACCACAAGUUGGACGUGACGAUUCAAGGCCAAAAGUUUUCCGUGGAUAUCGACUCGGUCGGACCCGUCAAGACGUCGGACCUCUCGCUGCUCAAGCUCAUGGACGGCCCCACGAAGUUUGUGCUCGAGGUUGUGCCCGUCGGCAGCGCGCGCGUGCUGCGCAUCGUCGACGCCAGAUCCAAGCACCUCGACAAGCUCCGCUCUGCCAAGACAAGCUUGGAAGGCCAGGCGCGCGCGGUGGCGGCGUCCUUGUACACGACGGCGCUGGACCUGCGCCUUGCCGGGUUUGGUGUCAGCUUUAUGGACGCGUUGCCGCAGGAAGUGCUCUACCUCUCGAUGGACGACGUGCGUGUGCAGAGCGCACCGCAGUCGCUCGAGUGGGACAUUUCCAUCUUUCACCUCCAAGUCGACAAUAUGCUCGCGAACGCCAAGUUCCCGGUCAUCCUCGCGCCCGUCGACAGCGGCUACAACAGCGGCUCGGUGGCGCCCGUGCCGUUUUUCAAGCUCGUGCUCGAGACGCUCGGCGACAAUGCGAGUCUCUUCAAGGUCAUGGACGUGGCCGUGCAGCCGGCCUACAUUCGGGUGGACAUUGACUACCUCUUCAAGCUGCUCGGGCUGCUCGAACCGCUCUUGGCGUCCGAGACGGCGCUCCAGUCCCAGCUGGAGCUCGCGCUGGAGCUCUACAGCAAGCCGAUGCCGUGCCCGGCGCCGAUCCGCAACUCGCAGCUCUUGUACUUUGAGGCGUUUUCGGUGCGCGAGACGCAGUUCAAGCUCGAGUGCCUCAUCCAAAAGGAAGACAUUGCGCGCUCCAAGGCCAUGGCGCACUCGCGCUCGUGGCUCGUCAACGCGCUCAUGCAGCUCAUUGGUAUUGUCGGCUCGAAGCUCAGCGGCUCGCCGUCGUUUAGCUUUAGCGCGAUCACAAAGCGCCACUGCUUUACGACAAAGGACCGCCUCGUGUCGCAGCUCGUGCAAACGUACUCGCGUGACGUGGUCAUGCAAGCGUACAAGCUCGUGGGCUCGAUCGACAUGCUUGGCAACCCCGUCGGCUUGGUGGAAGACCUCGGGUCGGGCCUCAAGGCCUUUCUCAAGGUCACGACCAACGAAGUCUUGGGCGACUCGCAAACGCGCGGCGAAGGCGUCAAGAUCCUCGGCAAGACAGUCGCCAAGACGGGCACGGGCGCGCUCGCCAAGUUUACCGGCAGCCUCGACAAGCUCAUGGACGAGGUCUCGGACGUGGCCGACACACCCCACGACAAGGACGAGCGCGAUGCCAACGAGUCGACGUCAGUGGUCGACGGCGGGCUCAAAUUUGCGAAAAACCUCGGCCUCGGCUUGACGGGCAUUAUCACCAAGCCGGUCGAAGGCGCGAUGACGGGCGGUGUCACGGGCUUCAUGCAAGGCGCGGUGCAGGGCCUCGCGGGUGCGCCCGUCGUCUUGCUCAAGACGGUCACGUCGACGGCGCACACACUGGCGACGGAAGCCUCCGAGACGCUCGAGGAUGUGGUGCCGUUCCAAGGUCGCCGCCGCAAGGAGCGCCAGUUUGUCGACAAGGUGCUCGUUGUUCCCUCGAAGCAGCAGCCCUCGAUGCUACACGUGGAGAUUCUCAGUGCGAGCGGCCUCGUCGCGUCCUCGGGGCAGUGCAACCCGAUCUGCUACGUGCUUUUGAACGACAAGGUGGUGUUUCAGACCAAGUGCCUCUUUGGCACGGCCAACCCCGAGUGGCGCGCGGCCAAGAACAUUGAGCUCAAGUCGGACGCGAAUACGAACGUGACGUUCAAGGUCCGCGACUCAUUCACGGGCUUUGAGAGCAUAAUUGGGCAGGUUCGUAUGCCGCUCAACCAGCUCCAGCUCGACUUUGACCAAGAGACGGGCAGCUCGCCGCUGAGCAAGUGGGUCAACUCUGGUGUGGCCGACCUCGGCGCCAUGUCGGUCGACCUGCCGCGCAUUGAAAAAGAGUACAUGCUAUGGGGCAAGCCCAAGAAGACGCGCGACGGCAAGCCACCGUCGCUCCAAGUGCUCGUGACGGUCCUCGACCUUGUCAACUAUGUCCCGCCCAAGACGAUGUUUGGCUCGACGCCCAACCUCGCGCCGUACAUUGGCGUCGAGCUCGGCGGCAAGAGCCAGAAGACGACGGCGCUCAAGGCGGCCUCGGCCACGAUGAGCUGGAAGGAGACGCUGACGUUUGACUGGAAGGCGCCCGAGAAGCACAAGCAGAUUUCGUUUACGCUCUUUGACAAGAGCAUGCUCGUGGACGAGACCCUCGGCAACGUGCUGCUUCCGCUGCGCCUCUCCGAGCCGCGCGUCGAUACGCUCUUGGACAUUCGCGUCAACGGCGUCGUGAACGGCCAGCUGCACGUCAAGACGGAGAUCCUCGGCUUGCCGGACGACGACGACGCCGAGCCGAGCCCAAUUGAAGGCGGCGCGACGAGCAAGACGGCCGGGAAGCUCAAGCUCCACGUGGUCUUUUCGUAA
Messenger RNA from Saprolegnia parasitica CBS 223.65, 5133 nucleotides. RefSeq lists its product as hypothetical. Gene Ontology annotation, biological process: protein targeting to vacuole; protein retention in Golgi apparatus. The record is from RefSeq and is a predicted model, not a curated record. Gene Ontology annotation, cellular component: extrinsic component of membrane. The transcript has 2 exons. NCBI's taxonomy places the organism in Eukaryota, Oomycota, Saprolegniomycetes, Saprolegniales, Saprolegniaceae. Bases 1 to 5133 code for a protein of 1710 amino acids.